Messenger RNA from Hyla sarda, 658 nucleotides. RefSeq names its product small nuclear ribonucleoprotein D3 polypeptide (gene SNRPD3). Gene Ontology annotation, biological process: RNA processing; spliceosomal snRNP assembly. Gene Ontology annotation, molecular function: RNA binding. Gene Ontology annotation, cellular component: U2 snRNP; catalytic step 2 spliceosome; precatalytic spliceosome. NCBI's taxonomy places the organism in Eukaryota, Metazoa, Chordata, Amphibia, Anura, Hylidae. The record is from RefSeq and is a predicted model, not a curated record. The transcript is spliced from 4 exons. The coding region runs from base 173 to 553 and encodes 126 amino acids.
AACAUAACUGGCCGGAACCUUCCAGUUGCGCUAUUGUUUCGGGCGGAGCUUGCGCUGAUCUCGCGGAAGUCAGCCGGUGCGCUUCUUCCUGUUCGCUGUGCAUUGUGGGGCAGGCGGGACGCCAUUAGAUCGCAAAUCGUAAGCGACACGAGUAGAUCACUCAUAUCUGACCAUGUCUAUCGGUGUGCCCAUCAAAGUGCUGCACGAAGCAGAAGGACAUAUCGUCACCUGCGAGACCAAUACCGGCGAGGUGUACAGAGGGAAACUCAUUGAGGCGGAGGAUAACAUGAACUGCCAGAUGUCAAACAUUACUGUGACCUACAGAGAUGGCCGAGUAGCACAGCUUGAACAGGUCUACAUUAGAGGCAGCAAAAUACGUUUUCUCAUUCUUCCUGACAUGUUGAAAAAUGCUCCAAUGUUAAAGAGUAUGAAGAAUAAAAAUCAAGGCUCGGGGGCUGGAAGGGGGAAAGCAGCCAUUCUCAAAGCCCAAGUGGCAGCAAGAGGCAGAGGACGUGGCAUGGGACGGGGAAACAUUUUCCAAAAGCGACGAUAACCUGAUGCUUUUACCACUUUUUUUUUUCUAAUGUAACUGUUCAAAUAAAUGUUUUUUGUUUUUCGUUUUUGAACUUUGGUAAAAGUUUGUAAUGUUGACACACUA